Messenger RNA from Colletotrichum truncatum, 699 nucleotides. RefSeq lists its product as uncharacterized. NCBI's taxonomy places the organism in Eukaryota, Fungi, Ascomycota, Sordariomycetes, Glomerellales, Glomerellaceae. The record is from RefSeq and is a predicted model, not a curated record.
AUGGAGAGAUACCUUCCCAACUACGAGGGGCACCCCAGAAACCUUGACCUUGACAUGCCACAGCAAGGCACCGGUUACCAGCUUGCUCAAGAUACCAACAACACGGUAAAUCACACAAACACCAACGAUGGCCAAGUCCACACGCCAACCAUCAAGUCCAUCCUGUUCAGCAUGUCAACCCCGCCGGCCGACACCAUGAUGACCAAUACCUGGCGGGCCCAAAACAUCCCGGUUCCCGACCACUAUCUCGAAAAACGGCUAGAGGCGCUAUUCACCGUCAAAUACGGCAUAGCGACUUACGAGCUUCUGAUUUCAUGCUUCGAGCCAAACCGUCGCCAAGACGGCAGGGGCUGUUACAUGGCCACGAACGCGCUGAACCCCAUGGAACAGCUUCUUAAAACGGUCACCAACGCUGCCGAAGAUGAAAAGUUCCGCAACCACCUUAAAGACUUGAGUCAAAUGGUAAUUGCUUCUUGCAAGCUUUGGAUCAACCCGUUUAUUGCCAGGGGCAAGGCACAGACGUAUCGGUUGCAGUUGAUCGAGCCCGUCUCGCCCAUCCAGAGCAAUACUCUGAUUCCCUGGGAUAUGAGUAUUUGGUCAGACCAUCGUAUACAUGAGGCUCUUGCGGAGCUGGUUUUCACUGCGAACGGAUUCAGCCUCAGGUACUUGAAGGACGGGCCAGGAAGAGGCUUUUGGUAA